Messenger RNA from Pyrus x bretschneideri (Chinese white pear), 4366 nucleotides. RefSeq names its product trafficking protein particle complex subunit 8. The record is from RefSeq and is a predicted model, not a curated record. The transcript has 28 exons. Gene Ontology annotation, molecular function: protein binding. Gene Ontology annotation, biological process: protein localization to phagophore assembly site; endoplasmic reticulum to Golgi vesicle-mediated transport. Gene Ontology annotation, cellular component: phagophore assembly site; TRAPPIII protein complex; cytoplasmic vesicle. Lineage: Eukaryota; Viridiplantae; Streptophyta; Magnoliopsida; Rosales; Rosaceae. The coding region runs from base 228 to 4112 and encodes 1294 amino acids.
UUAGAACAGUACAUACAACAAAACGAAGUCGUACUAGCUCUUCUGAGUUCUGUAUGCAGAUUUCAUUUGCCAGAAGCACUCUUCUGCGAUCUUCCAUUGACGCUCGGGAUCUUAGCAAGCCAAACCCACGCCUGACUCACCCCGACCCGCGUCGACCCGGUGAGUGACUCAGUCCCGUCAUUCACCCCGAGUCGCCGUCGCCAAUUCCACCGCGCAUUUCCAGAGAAAUGGUGGAUCCGGCGAAUACGCCACUUGGCAGAAUGCUUUUGGAAGAGAUCACUCCCGUUGUCAUGGUGCUCCGUACGCCCCUCGUCGAAGAAGCCUGCCUCAAGAACGGCCUCACCUUAGUCCAAAUGCUCAAGCCCUUCUGCGUCUUCAACAACAUCGACGUGCCUGUGCGGACUGCGAGUGAUCAACCCUACAGGCUUCAGAAGUUCGGAUUGCGGUUGUUUUAUGAGUUGGAUAUUCGGCAACCGAAUUUGGAGGUAGCAAAAGAGAGGUUGAAACAAGUCAUAAACCAGGCGGCGGAUAAAGAUCUUUCUGAAUUGUGCUCAGACCUGCCUCAGAUUGAUAAUGCAUUAUCCAUAUCGGAAUCUGAAGUUCUACCAUCAUGGUUUCAGUUUUUCAACAAAGAGCUUGUACAUAGCGUCUCUUUUUCAGACCAUGAAGCUUUUGAUCAUCCUGUGGCAUGUCUCGUUGUAGUUUCUUCAAAGGAUGAUCAGCCUAUCAACAGAUUUGUUGACCUCUUUAACACCAAGAAGUUGCCCUCCCUUCUUACUAAUGGGGCAAUGGACCCAAAGAUUUUGAAGCAUUAUUUGCUAGUGCAUGAUAAACAAGAUGGCCCUUUAGAGAAGGCAACUAAAAUUUUAACUGAAAUGAGGAGCACUUUUGGCUCUGACUGUCAGUUACUGUGCAUUAAUUCUUCUCAAGAUGGUGUGGUUGAACAUCAAGAUUAUCCCUGGGUGCUUUAUAAAUUUGAAGAUUUACCUAGUCAACCGCUUCGUUGCUUCCUUAAUGUUGAGGAUUUUAAUGAGAUAAAAGACCUGAUGCAAGAUUUAUCAACUAAACACAUUAUUCCCUACAUGGAGCAAAAAAUACGUUUGCUCAAUCAGCAGGUUGCUGCAACAAGGAAAGGUUUUAGGAACCAAAUAAAAAAUCUAUGGUGGAGAAAAGGAAAAGAUGAUGUGGUGGAUUCUCCCAGUGGCCCUACGUACACCUUUAACUCCAUUGAAUCCCAAAUUAGAGUUUUGGGUGAUUAUGCCUUCAUGCUACGUGAUUAUGAACUUGCAUUGUCGAAUUAUCGCCUAAUAUCCACAGAUUACAAGCUUGACAAAGCCUGGAAACGCUAUGCUGGCGUACAGGAAAUGAUGGGGCUUGCAUAUUUCAUGUCAGACCAGUCAAGAAAGGAUGCAGAGUAUUGCAUGGAAAACGCAUUUACUACCUAUUUAAAAGUUGCACCAUCUAGCCAGCAAAACGCAACUAGGUGUGGUCUUUGGUGGGUGGAGAUGUUGAAGGCACGACAUCAGUAUAAAGAGGCUGCAACUGUUUACUUCCGUGUUUGUACGGAGGAGCCACUGUAUUCCGCUGUAAUGCUUGAGCAAGCGUCUUAUUGUUACUUGCUGUCUAGACCACCUAUGUUGCACAAAUAUGGAUUUCAUCUUGUUCUUUCUGGUGACCGUUACAAGAAAUCUGAUCAGGUCAAACAUGCAAUUCGCACAUAUAGAGGUGCCAUGUCUGUGUAUACAGGAACUACGUGGAGCCAUAUCAAAGACCAUGUUCAUUUCCAUAUUGGACAGUGGUAUGCUCUUCUUGGGCUAUAUGAUUUGGCUGCAAAUCAUGUGAUGGAGGUCCUGGCUUGUGGUCAUCAGUCCAAGAAAACACAGGAGUUAUUCCUGAGAGACUUCCUUCAAAUUGUUCAGAAAACAGGGAAAACAUUUGAAGUAUCAAAGCUUCAAUUGCCGGAGAUCAAUAUUUCAUCUCUUAGGGUAAUUUUUGAGGAUCAUCGGACCUAUGCAUCAUCUGCAGCUGCAAGUGUCAAAGAAAGAAUAUGGGUCUCCUUAGAGGAGGAAAUGAUUCCAAAUUUGUCCACCGCCAGAACUAAUUGGUUGGAGUUACAAUCAAAGCUUAUCCCAAAGAUGUACAAAGAGUCAAAUGUUUGUGUUGCAGGAGAAGCUGUCAGGGUUGAUAUUGAAUUAAAAAAUCCGUUGCAAAUCCCCCUCCCUUUGUCUAGUGUUUCCCUAUUAUGCGAGCUUUCUGCUGUCUCUGAUGAAAUGAAAUCCGUUUGUGAUGAUGCAGAUGCAAGUAGCUCGUUAGUGGAGAUUCAGGAUGGAGAAUCUACUAGUUUAAUUCAUAGGGAUGUGAACUUUGAGAGUUCUUUAUUUUCUUUGUCUGAUGUGGACUUUUCAUUAGCAGGAGGUGAAACAAUUGUGGUGCAACUAACGGUUACUCCUAGAGUAGAAGGCAUUUUACAGAUUGUUGGUGUAAAGUGGAAAUUGUCAGGCUCUGUUGUUGGCUUCCAUAAAUUUGACACUAACCCCAUGAAGAAGAUAAGCAGAAACCGAAUACAGAAGGCGAAGCAUCCUCAUUGUGAUAAUUUAAAGUUUGUAGUUGUUAAGAGUGUACCAAAGCUUGAGGGUGUCAUUCAUCCACUACCUAAAAGGGCAUAUACAGGAGAUUUACGGCAUCUUGUGUUGGAGUUGAAGAACAAAUCUGAAUUUGCUGUGAAGAAUUUGAAAAUGAAGAUUAGUCAUCCUAGAUUCUUGAAUCUUGGAAAGCGAGACAGUUUGAACUUGGAGUUUCCUGCUUGCUUAGAAAAGAAAAGUUCUGAUCAGUCUGCUGAACAUGCUAACCUUAAUGAUGUUUCUCAUGCCCUGUUUCUAUUUCCUGAGGACACUAUUAUUCAUGGGGAAACACCAUUAUUGUGGCCUCUUUGGUUUCGGGCAGCUGUUCCUGGGAACAUUUCCUUGUACAUAACAAUAUAUUAUGAGAUGAGUGAUAUUUCAAGCACCAUGAGAUUUCGCACUUUACGCAUGCAUUACAAUUUGCAGGUAUUGCCGUCAUUGGACGUGUCAUUCCUUAUCAGUCCUUGUCCAUCAAGAUUGCAAGAGUUUCUUGUGCGCAUGGAUGUUGUCAACAAGACAAGCUCUGAAAGUUUCCAAAUUCAUCAGUUGUCAUCUGUUGGGAACCAAUGGGAAAUCUCACUACUUCAACCAGUUGAUGCCAUCUUUCCUUCACAAUCUUUAACACCUCAUCAAGCAUUGUCAUGCUUCUUCAGGCUCAAGAGUCGUGGCAAGUCAUCAACUUCUGAAGACGAGAAAUCUUCCCAUCCCCGACUUCAGGGAACUCAUUUGAGAUUGGGUACUCAGGGCAAUAAUGGACCACGUUUUGAUAUAGCUAGCUCUACUCUGGCAGAUUUCCACCUCUCUGAAAGACUGUACCAGGAAGUUUUAAAUAAGGGAGACACGAAUCCGGUUGACUUCAUAUUGAUUUCCCGGCCUCUGAAGAAUGACAUUAAUCCUGAGGUUUCUGAGCCACCGCGUCUUUUUUCUCAUCAUGCAUGUCACUGCAGUACUGCGACCACAAGUCCUAUAUCAUGGCUAGUGGACGGACCUCGAACCUUAUACCAUAACUUCUCUGCUUCUUUUUGUGAAAUAAAUCUUAGCAUGACUAUAUGCAACACAUGGGAUGUAGUUGCAUCUGUACGCAUAAACACCUCGGACUCCAGUACUAGUGAUCAUUUAAGUGAUGCAACUCCAGUUCAACCUGCCACGUCUUCUGGCGACCAAGAUGGAUGGCAUGACCUCUCACCAGUGACUGACAUCAAAGUGACUUCCGAUGUCCUUGGAUCCCGGGCCAGUAAGUCAAUUCCCAUGGAGAGCGUCUCCCCAUUUAUUUGGUCCGGGUCAAGCUGUACUAGAGUCCAUCUUGAUCCCAUGUCAAGAACUGAAAUUCCUCUUCAAGUUUGUGUAUUCUCUCCCGGGACAUAUGAUCUGUCGAGCUAUGUUUUGCAUUGGAAUCUUUUACUUUCUAAUGAUCAAGAAAAUCGGGAUAGGUCGUCUUCUGGGACGUGCCAGGGAUAUCCGUAUUACCUUACUGUACUCCAGUCGGAUUAAUUAUUUCCUUUCAUUUCUACGUCCUCCAUAACGACGAGUGUACUGUGUUUUGUAUCUUUGGCCCGUAAAUUAUUAUACGAUCGCGAUGUAUCUCUUGUAUUUUCAUUUUUGUUUUUGUGUUAGCACAGUAGGAAUUAUGAAAGGGUUAGGAGAUUUACAAAGAUGAUAUCAAAUUGUUUUUUGCUCUCUGAAUAAUAAGAGCAGUUAAUUUUUAGGGGUGUAUUCAGAAAUUAAUAUACAUGAAUGAUUGUUCA